UGCAUUUAUUGCAUUAGUACUAAGCCGCCCCAGUGAUCAAUCUCUGUUGUGAACGCGAACGCGUACGGAUUGUUUCGAGAAACGCACGGCAAACCGCUACAAACAUUCCUCAGUGGAAAUUAGAAAGAAUUCUUUGUAGAAAACUUUGUUGUUUUAUUGGAAACCCAAUUUUUGUAAACAAAAGUGAGAAGAUGGUCAAAUACGUUACGGACAAAGCGUUGUGCUGUGUCAGCCUGCGUAAUGCCUGCAUGGGCAUAUCGAUAUUCUUUCUGGCCGCGGUGGUGCUGAACGUCAUAUUGCAUCCAAGUUAUUUGCAAAACACUUCUUUAUUGGUAGGAUUCAUUAUUGAUCUGCUUGCCAAUUUGGCGCUGCUCUUCGGUGUUUUGUGGAGCAACGCUUGGCUGGUUUUGGCUUGGUUUGUCUUCGCCGUGCUGUUCUUCAUUGGUUGGCCCGUCGCAGUUUUAGGUGUAAUUUUCAAUUAUGGCGAUUAUCGCGCAGCUGCUUUCUUCGACAAUGUAUUUCUCAUACUAUUCGAAUAUAUACUGACUUUGGUGACUUUGGUCUAUUGCUCAUAUAUCGUCUCCUCCUAUUUCCAUCAAUUGCGGAAUAGUCAGUCAGCGACACCAAAUGGCUCAGCGGCACCAAAUGGCUCAGCGAUACAUUACAUUGUUGUGUAAAUACAUAAUAAAAUUAUGUACUUAGCCAUAUACUGUGGUACAUACAUUUGUACAUACAUAUGAAUGUAUAUAGUACAAAAUCGAAAACAUAAAAUCAGAUUUUUUUGUUUGUAUAAUGCAGUAAUUUUUUAUAUAUACAUUUUUCAAUCAUUAAUAUAUGAUUAUAUAUAA
This is a messenger RNA of Bactrocera dorsalis (oriental fruit fly), 848 nucleotides long. RefSeq lists its product as uncharacterized. The record is from RefSeq and is a predicted model, not a curated record. Lineage: Eukaryota; Metazoa; Arthropoda; Insecta; Diptera; Tephritidae. The transcript is spliced from 4 exons. Bases 192 to 677 code for a protein of 161 amino acids.